This is a messenger RNA of Trichomycterus rosablanca, 2447 nucleotides long. RefSeq names its product KIT proto-oncogene, receptor tyrosine kinase b (gene kitb). Gene Ontology annotation, molecular function: growth factor binding; transmembrane receptor protein tyrosine kinase activity; ATP binding. The coding region runs from base 93 to 2447 and encodes 784 amino acids. The transcript is spliced from 18 exons. NCBI's taxonomy places the organism in Eukaryota, Metazoa, Chordata, Actinopteri, Siluriformes, Trichomycteridae. Gene Ontology annotation, biological process: B cell differentiation; multicellular organism development; Kit signaling pathway. Gene Ontology annotation, cellular component: plasma membrane; signaling receptor complex. The record is from RefSeq and is a predicted model, not a curated record.
GCUGGCGCAAGGAGAAGGGCAGGGGGGUCGACGGCGCGCGGGAGGACGGCGGGGCGGUGGUCAUCAACCUCGCCUCCGCCCAGCCGCAGCACAUGGGCCGCUACACCUGCCAGAACACACAGACGGGGGAGAGGAGCUCCAUCUACGUUUACGUCAAGGAUCUGGAGAGCGCCUUCGUGCGCUCCAUGAUGAAAGGCCUGCUGGUGAGAGAGGGCGAAGACUGCACCCUGCCGUGCCUGGUGACCGACCCGGCCGUGACCCGGCUCUCGCUGCUGACCUGUAGCGGCGUCGCCCCGCCGGCCGGCCUCUCCUACAGCGCCGACCCGCAGAGGGGCGUCGUCAUCCACAACAUGACCAAAGCCUUCGAGGGGUGCUACAUGUGCACCGGGGACAUGGGCGGGGUCGGCGUGAGGUCCAGCCAGUACGACGUGGACGUGCGGUUAGUUCCAGACUCCGUCUUAGUGAUCAGUCUGUCCAGGCCUGGAAGAGUGAUCCUGAUCAAGGAGGAAAAGCUGGAGCUCGUCUGCAGCACCACCAACAUCAACCACGACUUCCACCUGACCUGGAGCUUCCCGGCCAGAGUGGUGGCUUUGGAGUCCCACACCUCUCACAUCUUGCCCGGUUCCCGUGGUUACAAGCGCACGGCAACGCUGCGCAUCAACUCCGUCAGUACAGCCGACUCCGGGACGUACCGCUGCCGAGCCCAGAACGAGAGAGGCGUCUCCACGGCGACGCUCGACCUCAGCGUGUACGAGCGCGGCUUCAUCAACGUGACGGAGGUGGAGAACGAGGCCGCCGAGGUACGCGAGGGAGAGAGCCUCGCGCUGCGGGUGGAGAUGAUCUCCUACCCCGGGCUCGCCCGUGCCCGCUGGACCUACGACGGCCGGCAGCUGAGAAACACGUCCGAGCACGUCAUCACGCUGUACGAGCAGCAGUACAGGUACGUCAGCGAGCUGAAGCUGGUCCGGGUCCACGGCUCGGAGGGCGGAGUCUACACGUUCUCGGCCGGCCACGCCUACGCCUCCGUCAACAGGUCGUUCUCCGUCCACGUCACCUGUAAACCCGUGAUCGUCUCUCAGGAGGGGCCCAUCGACGGGCAGGUGAAGUGCGUGGCGUCGGGGUACCCCGUCCCUAAAAUCUCCUGGUACUACUGCGAAGCUCCGCACACACGGUGCUCCCAGCUACCGAACGCCACCCAGGAGAGCGAGGACGCCGCCACGGUGACCCUGUCGGGGGCGGGGUUCGGGCGCACCGAGGUGGAGAGCCGGCUCAACGUCACCAGGGGGAGAUACCACACGCUGGAGUGCGUGGCGACCACGCAGGGGGAACAGGCGUACACGCUGUUUUCCAUCAGCGAGAGAACAGUCCCGCACAAACUCUUCACCCCUCUGCUGACCGGUGUGGUGUCCGCCGCCGUCGUGCUCAUGCUGUUCCUCAUCAUACUCCUCUACAAGUACAUGCAGAAACCGAAGUACGAGAUCCACUGGAAGGUGAUCGACAGUAUCCAUGGCAACAACUACACCUACAUCGACCCCACCCAGCUGCCCUACGACCCCAAAUGGGAGUUUCCGAGAGAACGACUGCGCUUCGGAAAAAUCCUGGGUGCUGGAGCCUUCGGUAAAGUGGUGGCGGCGACAGCGUACGGCCUCAGGUCGCCGGACACGGUCACCACCGUCGCCGUCAAGAUGCUUAAACCGAGCGCUCACUCCACCGAGAAGGAGGCUUUAAUGUCAGAGCUGAAGGUCCUCAGUUACCUUGGGAACCACAUGAACAUCGUCAAUCUGCUGGGCGCCUGUACGGUAGGAGGCCCCGUUUUAGUGAUCACAGAGUUCUGCUGCUACGGCGACCUGCUGAACUUCCUCAGGAGAAAGAGAGACGCCUUUUUCAGCUCCAAAACGGGAGACGGAUACUACAAAAACCUCCUGAGUCAGACCCAGCUGUUAAGGGAGGGACCAGAUCCCGGCUACAUGCCCAUGAGAUCCUACCAGCAGAGGUCGAAUCAGACAGAGUGGAGCGACGAUAAGGACAGCCUGUCCCUGGACACGGAGGACCUGCUCAGCUUCUCCUAUCAAGUGGCCAAAGGCAUGGACUUCCUCACGUCCAAAAACUGUAUCCAUAGAGAUCUGGCCGCCAGGAACGUCCUGCUGACCAAGGGUCGGGUCGCCAAGAUCUGCGACUUUGGCCUCGCCCGGGACAUCACCAAGGACUCCAACUACGUUCUCAGAGGAAAUGCUCGUCUCCCGGUGAAGUGGAUGUCCCCGGAGAGUCUGUUCUCCUGCGUGUACACCUUCGAGAGUGACGUCUGGUCCUACGGCAUCUUACUGUGGGAGAUCUUCUCUUUAGGUAACAGCCCGUAUCCCGGAGUUACGGUCGGCCCCAUGUUCUACAGGAUGAUACAGGACGGGUACAGGAUGAGCGAGCCGGAGUUCGCUCCCAGCGAAAUGUAA